Odocoileus virginianus texanus is the source of this 2658-nucleotide messenger RNA. NCBI's taxonomy places the organism in Eukaryota, Metazoa, Chordata, Mammalia, Artiodactyla, Cervidae. The record is from RefSeq and is a predicted model, not a curated record.
GGGCCAAGGACCCUCACGGAGGCAGGGCAGGGGCGGCUCUUCUUGCCACACCAGCUCAGCUCUCCCUUGGAGCAGAAUAGCCUUCAAGCUCGCCGCACCUGCCAGGUCCAGGGUGUGCCUGCAUCCAGCUGGCUGCCUCCUGGGCCAUGGAGAAUCUGGCACGGAUGAAGAAAUGGGGGAGCUCAGAAUCACAGGAAUCUCAGGACCUGCCUCAAGAGGACUCCUGUCCAGACCCCCUAGAUGGAGACCCUAACUCCAGGCCAGCUCCAACCAAGCCCCAAAGCUUCCCCACGGCCAAGAGCCGCAGCCGGCUUUUUGGCAAGGGUGACUCAGAGGACACAUCCCUCAUGGACUGCUCUUACGAGGAAGGCCAGCUGGCAUCCUGCCCAGCCAUCACCAUCAGCCCUGUAGUCAUCAUCCAGAGGCCUGGGGAUGGCCCCACCUGUGUCAGGCAUCUGUCCCAGGACUCCGCUUCCACCGAGAAACUCAAGCUCUACGAUCGCAGGAAGAUCUUUGAAGCAGUCGCUCAGAAUAACUGUGAGGAGCUGGAGAGCUUGUUGCUCUUCCUGCAGAAGAGCAAGAAGCAUCUUAUGGACAGCGAGUUCAAAGACCCGGAGACAGGGAAGACCUGUCUGCUGAAAGCCAUGCUCAACCUGCACAACGGGCAGAACGACACCAUCCCCCUGCUCCUGGAGAUCGCCCGGCAGACGGACAGCCUGAAGGAGCUCGUCAACGCCAGCUACACGGACAGCUACUACAAGGGCCAGACGGCGCUGCACAUAGCCAUUGAGAGGCGGAACAUGGCGCUGGUGACCCUCCUGGUGGAGAACGGGGCCGAUGUCCAGGCUGCGGCCAACGGGGACUUCUUUAAGAAAACCAAAGGGCGGCCUGGCUUCUAUUUUGGUGAGCUGCCCCUCUCCCUGGCCGCGUGCACCAACCAGCUGGGCAUCGUGAAGUUCCUGCUGCAGAACUCCUGGCAGCCAGCCGACAUCAGCGCCAGGGACUCAGUGGGCAACACAGUUCUGCACGCGCUGGUGGAGGUGGCCGACAACACGGCUGACAACACCAAGUUCGUGACGAGCAUGUACAAUGAGAUUCUGAUCCUGGGGGCCAAGAUUCACCCUACGCUGAAGCUGGAGGAGCUCACCAACAAGAAGGGGCUGACGCCGCUGGCUCUGGCCGCCAAGAGUGGGAAGAUCGGGGUCUUGGCUUAUAUUCUCCAGAGGGAGAUCCAGGAGCCUGAGUGCAGGCACCUGUCCAGGAAGUUCACCGAGUGGGCUUAUGGGCCUGUGCACUCCUCACUCUAUGACCUGUCCUGUAUCGACACCUGUGAGAAGAACUCGGUGCUGGAGGUGAUUGCCUACAGUAGCAGCGAGACCCCUAAUCGCCAUGACAUGCUCCUGGUGGAGCCGCUGAACCGCCUCCUGCAGGACAAGUGGGACAGAUUCGUCAAGCGCAUCUUCUAUUUCAACUUCUUCGUCUACUGCUUGUAUAUGAUCAUCUUUACCACGGUCGCCUACUACAGACCUGUGGGAGGCCGGCCUCCCUUUAAGCCGAAACACACUGUAGCGGACUAUUUCCGAGUCACCGGAGAGAUUAUUUCUGUGGCAGGUGGUAUCUACUUUUUUUUCCGAGGGAUUCAGUAUUUCCUGCAAAGGCGGCCGUCACUGAAGACCUUGUUUGUGGACAGCUAUAGUGAGAUGCUUUUCUUCAUGCAGUCGCUGUUCAUGCUGGCGACCGUGGUGUUGUACUUCUGCCGCUGCAAGGAGUACGUGGCCUCCAUGGUGUUCUCCCUGGCCAUGGGCUGGACCAACAUGCUCUACUACACCCGCGGCUUCCAGCAGAUGGGCAUCUACGCCGUCAUGAUCGAGAAGAUGAUCCUCAGAGACCUGUGUCGCUUCAUGUUUGUUUACGUCGUGUUCCUGUUCGGGUUUUCCACAGCGGUGGUGACACUGAUUGAGGAUGGAAAGAAUGACUCUGUGCCGGCUGAGUCGUCACCACACAGGUGGCGAGGGCCUGGCUGCCGGUCGGCCCACAGCUCCUACAACAGCCUGUACUCCACGUGUCUGGAGCUCUUCAAGUUCACCAUCGGCAUGGGGGACCUGGAGUUCACCGAGAACUAUGACUUCAAGGCUGUCUUCAUCAUCCUGUUGCUGGCCUACGUGAUUCUCACGUACAUCCUCCUGCUCAACAUGCUGAUUGCCCUCAUGGGCGAGACGGUCAACAAGAUCGCUCAAGAGAGCAAGAACAUCUGGAAGCUGCAGAGAGCCAUCACCAUCCUAGACACGGAGAAGAGCUUCCUCAAGUGUAUGCGGAAGGCCUUUCGCUCAGGCAAGCUGCUGCAGGUGGGGUACACACCUGAUGGCAAGGAUGACUACAGAUGGUGUUUCAGGGUGGACGAGGUGAACUGGACCACCUGGAACACCAACGUGGGCAUCAUCAACGAAGACCCAGGCAACUGCGAGGGCAUCAAACGCACCCUGAGCUUCUCCCUGCGGUCAAGCCGAGCCUCGGGGGUCAGCCACCUGCACACUCGGUCACAGGCGCUCACGCAUGCCUGCACAGCCCACAGCUCCACGGCCCCAUACCUGCUGGCUCUGCCAGGGUCCCUGGUCAUCACUGGCCCAGGGGAGGCUGUCAGCCCACAUCCAGCCUCCU